Molecule: messenger RNA, 1314 nt
Organism: Cynocephalus volans (Philippine flying lemur)
Lineage: Eukaryota; Metazoa; Chordata; Mammalia; Dermoptera; Cynocephalidae
Product: protein Shroom2-like
Biological process (GO): actin filament organization
Cellular component (GO): cortical actin cytoskeleton; apical junction complex; apical plasma membrane
Molecular function (GO): actin filament binding
Source: RefSeq, a predicted model, not a curated record
AUGCCCAAACCAGGUUCGGUACCUAAGGCUGGCAACAGUGGCAGUGCUCAGCACCACAGGCCUGAAGUGGCAAGGAGUGUGUGUGGUGACAAAUCUCCCUGGAUUUGUCAAAUCGAGCGGGUGAUGGGCAACAACACCACGGUGAAGAUGGUGCCCAUCAAGAUCGUGCACUCGGAGAGCCGGCCCGAGAAGGAGAGCCGCCAGAGUCUGGCGUGCCCAGCCGAGCCGCCCGCCCUGCCCAGCGGCCUGGAGAGACACCAGAUCAAGACGCUGAGCACGCCGGAGCAGUCCUACUCCCGCUUCUGCGUGUACACGCGGCAGGGCCCUGAGCCCAAGCCCCCCAGCACCCCUGCCCUUCCCGGUCUAGGCUACGUGAGGGCCAAAGAGAAGACCGUGGAAGAGCUGAAGUCAGAGGCACUGGCCAGGGAGAUCGUGGGGAAGGAUAAGUCCUUGGCCGAUAUCCUGGAUCCCAGUGCAAAGAUUAAAACCACCAUGGACUUGAUGGAAGGGAUCUUCCCCAAGGACGAGCACCUCCUGGAAGAAGCCCAGCAGCGGAGGAAGCUGCUCCCCAAGGUCCCCUCCCCGAGGACCGCAGAGGAGAAGAAAGAGGAGCCGAGUGUGCCGGCAGCCAUGUCCCUGGCCACCAACUCCACUUAUUACAGCAUAUCAGCCCCUAAAGCUGAGCUGCUGAUCAAGAUGAAGGACCUACAAGAGCAGCAGGAGCCCGAAGACUACUCAGGGAGUGACUUGGACCAUGACCUGUCAGUGAAGAAGCAGGAGCUCAUCGAGAGCAUUGGUCGCAAGCUGCAGGUGCUCCGGGAAGCCCGGGAGAGCCUGCUGGAGGACAUCCAGGCCAACAAUGCGCUGGGGGAUGAGGUGGAGGCCAUCGCCAAAGACGUCUGCAAGCCCAACGAGUUUGACAAGUUCCGCAUGUUCAUCGGGGACCUGGACAAAGUGGUGAACCUUCUGCUGUCACUGUCAGGCCGCCUGGCCCGGGUGGAAAAUGCCCUGAACAAUCUGGAUGACAGCCCUUCUCCUGGAGAUCGGCAAUCGCUGCUCGAGAAGCAGAGAGUCCUCAUCCAGCAGCACCAGGAUGCGAAGGAACUCAAAGAGAACCUGGACCGCCGCGAGCGCGUCGUGUUUGACAUCCUGGCCAGCUAUCUCGGCGAGGACAGCCUCACGGACUACGAGCACUUCGUGAAGAUGAAGUCAGCCCUCAUCAUCGAGCAGCGGGAGCUGGAGGAUAAAAUACGCCUUGGCGAAGAGCAGCUCAAGUGCUUGUCCGACAGCCUUCAGCCCGAGAGAGGCAAAUAA